CUCUAUGUAUUAAACCAAUUUUAAAUAUAUUGUUGCAGAACAGAAUGGAGGGAAAGCUAGUUAUUCAGUUAUUCUAAAAUUGCCGUUAGAUUUUCUUAAGGAAUAAUCACGUGGCAUUUGUAUGUUUUAGGUUGAGGAUGGGGAGCUGCAUCAGCAGAGAGGAUCAGCGACAGCAGAGACGAAAGAGAAAUGUUGGGAGGGAUGUUGAAAAACAUGCCUCAGUAUUAACAUGUUUCUUUUGCAAAGAAUGCAUGACAAGCUACAUGGAAAUAGAUCAUAUGAAGAAUGCCGGGAAAAUUGUCUGCAGCAGGUGUAAACGUUCAGUUUCCACUAAGAUUGGCGAAUCGACGACACCAAUUGAGAUUUAUCUUAUGUGCAAAGACAUAGCAGAUAGGCAGAAUGGAACAAAUACCGACAAGUAAAGAAAAUAACAUGGAAAAAACAGCGUUGAUGUCACUUUCAAGAAAAUGCUAUCUGAUUUAUGGUUCGCGCUGAUUCGGUCUGUAAUAGUUAACGUAUUGCAAUGUGCAUAUACAUAUAUGUAUAUAUAUAAUUGUCUGUAAUUUUCUUGACAUUUUCGAUGCUGCUCCUAUUUUUAUUUUAUUUUUUUCAAUAAUUUUCAUUUGCAACUCGAAUAUGACUAUGUAUUUCAAUGCGUAUUAGGGUCUCAUUAUACAACGAUUGCUAAUACUGCAAUCGCGAUAUUGACACGUAACAAUGAUUACUAUUACAUGAUGACUAUCACACGUUUAUUAUUGAUAACGACAGUUUAUUAUAAAACAUGACGAAAAUUUGUAUUAUUAAAUGAAAAUACUUUUGCUCUGUUACACACAAGUAAGUUAAGA
Vollenhovia emeryi is the source of this 845-nucleotide messenger RNA. RefSeq lists its product as uncharacterized. The transcript has 2 exons. Bases 138 to 422 code for a protein of 94 amino acids. Lineage: Eukaryota; Metazoa; Arthropoda; Insecta; Hymenoptera; Formicidae. The record is from RefSeq and is a predicted model, not a curated record.